Molecule: messenger RNA, 1778 nt
Organism: Plutella xylostella (diamondback moth)
Lineage: Eukaryota; Metazoa; Arthropoda; Insecta; Lepidoptera; Plutellidae
Source: RefSeq, a predicted model, not a curated record
CCUAAAUUAAAAUGAAAAAUGGUGUAUGUUCCUACCUCUGAUCUACCUACACAUGUUACCAUAAAUAUGAAAUUACAGCACUCCGUAUAUUCGGAGGCGUCACGCCGAGAACUUAAAUGACACCUGAAAUAUUAUAGCACUGAAAUUAGAUCUAGCGACAACAUAAUGUGACAAAUUACAAGUUUUACAAGUGACAACACAACGCCUCCAGACAAAUAUUGUGUGUGGAAUAAAUUUAAUGUACCUUCACGGAAUACAGAGUUAAUACAACAUCGGAGGGAGUGACACCACCGCAGUGGCUUAGCCAAAACGUAAGAUGAAAAUGGAGGAAAACCUGGCCAUAUCCGUGUUCAGGCCUCACCUGAAGGUGCUCCGUACCAGCGGUUUGUUCCAGCUGGACCCGCGGACCACUCCUCGGUCCACCUUCCUGCUGCACCAGGCCUUCAUGAGGUUCUCUCUGCUGGUGCCGCUGGUGUACGCCUCUCAGGAGGUCGUGUAUAUGUACCAGGUGCGCAGUGACACGGACAAAGUGAUAGAUUCCAUGUACCUGUUCCUGUCAUUUGUGGCCAGCGUCUACAAGCAGGUGAUCCUGUGGCUCUACGCGGAUGAGGUUGAAGGCCUCAUGGACAUUGUUAAAGGUCCACUCUUCAACCGAGACGACGAGCGACAAAAGAUGAUCCUCCGUGACUUAGCCAGGCGCGCCAAGUUCAUACACAAUUGGGCGUUCGGCCUGACCCAGGUCACGUGUGUGCUCUGGACCCUCAAGUCCAUGGUGAUGCAUCUCAGCGGCAGUGAGUUGGACUUCGCUAUCUGGCUGCCCUUUGACCACAACCACCGGACCUAUUUCUACUUUGUGCUUUUCUAUUACUGGCUGGUAACAUCGUGGCUGGGGUGCAACGACUGCAAUGCAGACCUGUUUGCUUCUGCCCUCCUCGCACAGUGCAUGUAUCAACUCAGUUAUUUGAGGAUUGAUCUAGAGACACUAGUUGAGACGAGCAAGGAGAAAGCACUAAAGGAAGGUCGAGUUUUUCAUGAUGUGUUCCAAGAAAAGUUCAAGAUGCUCUUGCUGCAUUAUAAUGAAAUUAUAAGGUUAGCCAAGGGCAUGGAAUAUAUUUUUGGUGGUUCCAUUUUUUGCCUUUUCUUGGUGACUGGCUGGAUUUUUUGCACAAGCACAUACAGAUGUGUGAAUAUUAAUCCAAUGUCUAUUGAUUUCGCAUCCAUGGUCUCAUACAUGAUUUGUGUGUUGAUAGAAAUAGCUCUUUACUGCUACUUUGGGAAUGGACUCUCCUAUGAAAGCGAGCAACUCCUCUACUCCGCCUACAACAUGGACUGGCUGCAACUGGACACUCGACACCGGCGCUCGCUGCUCAUCUUCAUGGAGCGCGUGAAGAGGCCUGUGCACACCAUGGCCGGCACCAUCAUACCGCUGUCUGCAGGCACCUUCUUGUCGAUUCUUCGAUCUUCGUACACUUUCUAUGCCGUUUUGAAGACUACUAGCGUUUCAGAACACAUAUAAAACUACUUAAUUUGAUUUAAAAUGCAUACGUACAAAAUGACAUAUAAAAGUGCUCUUAUAUACUUAUUUGACUAUCCGAGUUUUUCACAGUCGGAUAAAAAAAAAACAGUAUUAUAUACAGUAUUAUAAUUAUUUAAGCCUCUGUCCAGUAGAACGAAAGCACCUAGGUAAAAUAAUAUAAAAAUAGAUGACUUGAUAACCUUGUAUUAUUCUUACCUCUAACCCUCUUCCCAAAAUUAAUACAGUGUUGGACCUGGCCUGU